AAGAAAACAAUGAACGAAACUGAUUUAAUUAUAAUUCGAAGAGUUCAGCAGCAUCCGUGCUUGUACAAUAAGUUGGACAUUGGUUUUCGUAUUCCCCAGGAAAGAGACAAAGCGUGGGCAAGCGUGGCUGCCGCCUGCGGUUUAACAGUUCAAAAAACGAAAAUUCGUUGGAAAGUUUUGCGAAAUCAUUUUGUGCGUGAACAGCAUAAAUCUGAAGAUGAACGAACUUGGGAAUUCAAUAAUGAUAUAAUAUAUCUAAAAGAUCACAUUCAGCUGCGCGGUUGGCAGAACAUUCAAAAUGAAUCUCAGAUGGAACUGGACAAUAAUCAGCCUGUAGAAGCUAUCGACGUUACCAAUGAAAAAGAUAAUAACAAUAUAGAUGAAUACGAGGAUAAUUCCAUGACCAACUUUGUCAACGAGACGCCAGUUAAAACACUACAGCAAGCUGAAUCAGAGUUUGUCAAGGUGAUGGGUCUUCUAGAGGACGUUUUGAAGGAGAAGCUCAGCGAGCAAAAGACUACACCAAGUGAAACACACUGCGGAUCUCUGUGUCAAAGGAAUGACGAGCAGGAUCCUUACUACAAGUUCCUAGAAAGCAUACUAAAUCGCGUGAAUGAAACAAAACGCGUCGAUAUACAAUUUAAAUUAUUGAAUUUGGCAAACGAGCUAAUAAAAAAGGCAAACGACAUAUGAAACUCCAAAUUAAAAA
Drosophila innubila is the source of this 709-nucleotide messenger RNA. RefSeq lists its product as uncharacterized. The record is from RefSeq and is a predicted model, not a curated record. Gene Ontology annotation, biological process: regulation of transcription by RNA polymerase II. Gene Ontology annotation, cellular component: transcription regulator complex; nucleus. The transcript is spliced from 2 exons. Bases 10 to 693 code for a protein of 227 amino acids. Lineage: Eukaryota; Metazoa; Arthropoda; Insecta; Diptera; Drosophilidae.